Molecule: messenger RNA, 894 nt
Organism: Vicia villosa (hairy vetch)
Lineage: Eukaryota; Viridiplantae; Streptophyta; Magnoliopsida; Fabales; Fabaceae
Exons: 1
Coding region: 1-894 (297 amino acids)
Source: RefSeq, a predicted model, not a curated record
AUGAAGAGUGGAACGCGCGGGAAACGAGGACGAGGGAGGCCGCCAAAAGCGGCGCCACCGUCACCAGUGAGCCAACCAACACCACUCUCAUCGGAGAACAAACAAUCAACUUCGGAGAUGGAGAAUCCAGAUUUUCUAUCAUCUGAUACUUCACGAACUAGGAAGGAGGAGGAACAAGAAACGGUUCUUGUUGAGGAUAAGGAUGAAGACUCGGAAACCCUAAUUGAAGGAAAAUCAAAGAAGGCACCACAAACGGAACCAAAGAAGAUUGAAGAACGUAAACUGUGGGUUGAUGUGCUUGCGGAGAAUCGCAAUCUAGCAAAAGGCCUCUCGAUGCAAUAUGUAGCGCCAACUGUGACAAGCGAAGGAAUUGAAAUCGAGAUUGAAGAAGAUGACAUUGCAUCUGAAGUGCAAUACUGGGAAACAACGUUAAUCUUGUACGCGAUGGGGGAGGAAUUAAGCAUGAACAUGGUGAAAAACUUCAUGGAGAAGACUUGGAGCUUUGUCAAGCUUCCUGAUAUGUUUUACCAUGAUGAAGGUUACUUCAUUCUUCAGUUCAAAUCUCACGAGGACAUGGAUGCGGUACUGAUGCGAGGACCUUACACACUUAGAAACAUCUCUCUGAUGCUGAGGGAAUGGAAGGCUGACUUUAACCUAAAGAGGGAUAUGCUGAGAACUCUCCCACUGUGGGUAAAACUCCCAAAAUUGCCUCUACAUCUAUGGGGAGCGAAGAGUUUGAGUAAGAUUGGUAGUGCAAUAGGAGUCCCUCUCGUCACUGACGAAUGUACAACCACUAAAUUGAGGGUAUCUUAUGCUCGACUCUUGAUUGAAGUUGACAUCACCAAGGAGAUGGUGAAAGAGAUUGCAAUUAAGGAUUGUGAAGGGGGAAACUGA